This is a messenger RNA of Rotaria sp. Silwood2, 1278 nucleotides long. The record is from the annotation of a GenBank genome assembly. NCBI's taxonomy places the organism in Eukaryota, Metazoa, Rotifera, Eurotatoria, Philodinida, Philodinidae.
AUGACUUUCUUUCUGCUUCACACCCCUUCUUUUCUUCUUGCAUUACUCUCACUUAUUCCAACUGCUUAUACAGCAUGUAUCUCAAGUGGUGAUGAAACUACCAUUAAUAAUCUACUCUCUAGCGGAGGUGCCAAUGCCAUAGUAUCUCUCUGUGCCAAUAGUGUAUUCAAUCUGAAAAAUCCAAUCGUUUUUACAGCUUCUAAUCAAGAAUUAUCUACACAAGGAUAUCCUACAGACUCUACACGUGCGACUCUUGUUGUCACUGGUGUUAAUCAGACUGCUGCAAUUAUAGGUAACUGCGAUCAAUGUUCUGGUUUGAGACUUCGAAACAUCCAAGUGAAUGGUAACAGACCAGCUCUAGGAUUAUUUGAUGGUAGUGCGAAUAUUGAGAUUGGAGGACCUACUAGUAACCAACUUGUGGACCGCGUACAUUCCUACGAACCUCGAGGAUGGUCAUGUCUGCAUAUCACCGAAAGUGGAAUAAGUGGUUGCAGGAAUGCAACUAUUACUAACAAUGAAAUAGGUCCCGCAGGCGAUUCUGCUGGUCAUUGGGCAGAUGGCAUAUCCAUGGCAUGCACACGUAGCUUGGUUGUAAACAAUGUAAUUACAGAUGCUACAGAUGGUGCUAUUGUGAUUUUUGGUGCUCCUUUUACCACAGUCAAAAACAAUACUAUCAUUGCUAUAUCUCGCGUGCUUCUGGGUGCUAUCAACAUGGUGGAUUAUGAUCAAUAUUCCGGAGAUUAUACUGGUGUUACAGUUACGGACAAUACUAUUUGGGCUAAAUCAGCAUUCAUUAAAACAGGUAUUUCUAUUGGUCCAGCUGUGUGGGGAGCAGAUAAAACAAACUAUAACCGCAAUGGUAUAGUUCGUCGCAAUACAAUUAAGGGUGAUAAUAUGGGUUAUGGUAUUAUUGUCUCUGGUGCACAUAAUUUUACUGUCUUAGACAAUAUCUCUACCGCGAAUUACAGUGGUGCUUUUACUGCGAGUUGUGACACGCCUAAUAAUGCACCUCCAAUGGCAUUUCUAAAAAGUACUAGAGCUGACGGCAAUUUUCAAUCAAAUUUUGUCUUAGGCAGAGCUCAAUACCGAUCGAAGACAAAUAUGAAUUUUCCUCUUGAUGAAAACUUAACUGUAUGCAGUCUUGAAGCACAUAUCAAGAAUAAAUUUAUUAAAAAUGUUAUUAAAGAGAAAGAACCAACUAAACAAAAGUAUCGAGAAGCAGUCGAAAAAGGUCUUGGUGCCUAUUUGAUGCAUCAACAACGUGUACAACGUUGCUAG